Messenger RNA from Pseudophryne corroboree (corroboree frog), 2331 nucleotides. It is a transcript of the gene GLMN, whose product is annotated as glomulin, FKBP associated protein. The transcript has 20 exons. The record is from RefSeq and is a predicted model, not a curated record. The coding region runs from base 472 to 2286 and encodes 604 amino acids. Gene Ontology annotation, cellular component: cytoplasm. NCBI's taxonomy places the organism in Eukaryota, Metazoa, Chordata, Amphibia, Anura, Myobatrachidae. Gene Ontology annotation, molecular function: ubiquitin-protein transferase inhibitor activity.
GAUAGGUUAGCUCUGCGUUCCAAAUCUCGGAUUCAAGCCUUUGGUAGGCUAGUUCUGUGUGCCAAUCCUCCGGAAGGCUGUUUCUGCGUUCCAUACCCUGGAUAGGCUAGUUCUGCGUUCCAAGCCUCACAGAUGAGCUCAACGGCUCCUCCUUUAGUCUGUAUGUACAUGGCAUAAGUGGAGAAUGAUAACGAGCGAGUAAGCUGCUGUAUAGUAGGACAUCUCAUAGACAUCUACAUCAGGUAGCUGAGUGGUGUAUGUUGUACAGCCUGAUAGGAAGGGACCCAGGCUGCUGCUGCUGCUGCUGCUGCAUGAGAGGCAGACCUGUCAUUUCUUGGAAGUGUCAAGCUGUCUCUUCUUCAAUGGGAAAGGCAGAAAUGGUUACACCGUACAUGUGAUCUGUACAGAAGAGUACACAAACCGGGGAGAAAAUCACCUUGGUGGACUUGGUACUGACUUCUUCUGACUACAAUGGCGGCAGCAGCAGAUCUUCAAGUCUUAAUUCAAAAAUUUCAAAAGCUUUCAGAAGAUGAUUUUAAAGAAGAAGACACCAAUGUGUUCUUAGUGACAUGUCAGAAGUGCUUGGAAGAGGAAGAAGAGUCGGUCUUGCUGGACAUAAUCCAGGAUGAGAAAAACCAGAUCCUCAUCAGAAAUGUGGGAUGGAAUCUUAUUGGACCUGUAACAAAAUGCGUGCAAAACUGUGCGCCCGACAGUGAGCGGGAGAAGACCUGCUUAGAAAUAAUUAACAGCUUGAUACAGCUUUGUAACCCUAAGGAGAUUGUGUUGGGUAUACUUGAGCAGAUUGACGAAGUUGUGGAUUACUUAUCUCACGUUAUUUUGUUUCUGCUACAGCCUCUGCAAACAGUCCUCCUGAAACUUGGAAACAAGAAAUCCUACUCCGUGGGUCUGUCUCUGUCCACACUCCAUUCUCGGAUCGCUAGUCUGCCGGUGCCAUAUACAACAGAGCAGAUGCUGGAGGACAAGCAUUCCCUGUGUCGGUGCUGUCUGGCUUUGGUACAAUUUGCUCAGCCUUUCAUUCAUACUGUCUCACAAACCACAGACCUCUCCAAGGAACCCGAUAUUCAGGCGAUGCAGAAAGAACUGUUGACCUUUUGUUAUAGUUGCUUAAAGUCCCCCCUGCUCUGGGCACAGCUAAACCUGCUACCAGAAGAUGGAUCUGAGAAUCAUUUUCAUGUAUUUGCUAAAGCGAUUAUGGGUUUUCUAUUAUCAUUGGGAGAAUCACUACCCAAGGUGUUUGUGCAACGUGGUAACACAGCCCAGAGGCUGGAGACUGAUGAUUCUGUUCCUGAAAAAGAGACUUAUGAGGCUGAGUCUGUGGCGUGCCUCUCGUACCUGCUGUUUGUCCACCAUAUUGGAAUGGACAGCUUUCCAUUUGUGUUUGGACCAUCAUUUCUGGUAAAGUCUAACAUGGACCAUGUUGUUGUGUUAUUAAAAAGGACCGAAGAAUCAGUAUUGUCCAAAGGGCUUGAGUUAUUGGAGCACAGUUUAUUAAGAGUGGAUAAUGAAAGUCUCCAUGAGGACUUAUUAGAUGUCCGAGCCGUCGGCCAAGUUCUGCAGGAUUUAGUGAGGGUGAUGACCCUUUGUCCUAUAGAACACCUGAGAAAGAAGAGUCUGGCAAUGCUACAGUUAGUGAUUGACAAGUUUUGUGUGGAAGGAAAGUACAAGUUAUUCAGGUGUCUGCUGAAGACCAGUAAUCAUGCCGGUGUGCAGGGUUACAUCAUACACAACAUUAAGACUCAAAUAGACUUAGCAAUGAAGACAAACCACCAGAACAAGUGGUUCUUAGGAACCCGACUAAAUCCACUUCUGCAUUUGUCGCUUUCACUCCCAGAAGGAGCAGAAACUGAUCUACUUCAGAACUCUGACAGAAUAAUGGCUUCGCUAAACCUUCUGAGAUACUUAGUUAUCAAAGAUAAUGAAAAUGAAAAUGAAACAGGAAUAUGGACAGAGCUUUUUAAAAUUGAACAGGAUUUUUUGAAGCCUCUCCACACAGGACUGAAUAUGUCCAGAGCACAUUAUGAAGCAGAAAUAAGAAGCACUAAUGAGAAAAAGAAAGGGUCUCACUCGGAGAAGCCAGUGUGCUGUGUAAGCGCUGGGGGAAACAAACUUCCUGACAUGACUCCUCAAAUGCAGCUGCAGGUUCUACAGUCGGCUCUUUUCACAUUCGAUUUAAUGGAAAGUGUCCUCGCCAGAGUGGAAGAGCUCAUUGAAGUGAAACUAAAAUCUGCACCAGAGGAGAAAAUUGGGUCAAGUAAAGAUGUUUAGGUUUUCUAUUUGGUAUUUAUGAAAUAAACACAGUUCCCUAAUUUA